CUUCUUAUUUGGGCGGACGUCCCACCCUCCGGCUGUUUCGGGUGGCUGACACCCGGCUGCAGAAGUGAUGGCGGCUUUGACUGAUGUGCAGCGGCUGCAGUCCCGAGUGGAGGAGCUGGAGCGCUGGGUGUACGGGCCGGGCGGGACCCGAGGCUCCAGGAAGGUGGCUGAUGGUCUGGUCAAGGUGCAGGUGGCUUUAGGGAACAUUGCCAGUAAGCGGGAGAGGGUGAAGAUUCUCUACAAAAAGAUUGAAGACCUGAUCAAAUACCUGGACCCCGAAUACAUUGAUCGCAUCGCCAUACCUGAUGCCUCAAAGUUGCAAUUCAUCUUAGCAGAGGAGCAGUUCCUCCUUUCCCAGGUGGCCCUCUUGGAACAAGUGGAUGCCUUGGUGCCCAUGCUGGACAGUGCUUCUAUCAAAGCUGUUCCUGAGCAUGCUGCCCGCCUGCAGCGCUUGGCCCAGAUCCACAUCCAGCAGCAGGACCAGUGUAUGGAGAUCACUGAGGAGUCCAAGGCUCUCCUGGAGGAAUAUAACAAGACUACACUGCUUCUCUCCAAGCAGUUCGUGCAGUGGGAUGAACUACUCUGCCAGCUUCAGGCUGCCAAGCAAGUGAAGCCAGCAGAAGAAUGACAGCGGCUUACGUGCCAGGCCAGCGGAAGGGAGCCAGCACCAGGGCCCUGUGCCGCCCUGGCUUCGUGAGGCAGAGGUUCAGUCCAGAGACUUCCUGUCUGCUCAGCCAGGGCUCUGAGGUCGGAGCAGGUUACCCCAGUCAUGACCCGCACUCCCCAUCAGUGUAUUUAUUCCAAUGACAAUAAACUGUAGAGACCACUGAA
Molecule: messenger RNA, 831 nt
Organism: Mesocricetus auratus (golden hamster)
Lineage: Eukaryota; Metazoa; Chordata; Mammalia; Rodentia; Cricetidae
Gene: Dctn3
Product: dynactin subunit 3
Exons: 7
Coding region: 68-628 (186 amino acids)
Biological process (GO): cytoskeleton-dependent cytokinesis
Cellular component (GO): dynactin complex
Source: RefSeq, a predicted model, not a curated record